Messenger RNA from Rhizoctonia solani, 597 nucleotides. RefSeq lists its product as uncharacterized. The coding region runs from base 1 to 597 and encodes 198 amino acids. The transcript is spliced from 2 exons. The record is from RefSeq and is a predicted model, not a curated record. NCBI's taxonomy places the organism in Eukaryota, Fungi, Basidiomycota, Agaricomycetes, Cantharellales, Ceratobasidiaceae.
AUGUAUCCGGUUCUACAGCGCAGGCAGGCAGUACUCCAAUUCCCACCUUCAUUCUUCAACUUGGGCUUCAAUGAAGAUGAUGAGCUAUAUCAGAGCCUGGAACAGGAGAGUUGUGUGAAUGGGUUCUGGAUUGCUGUGCUCAGCAAAUGCUUUCCUCCACCAAGGCAUUUCGUUCAACCCAAUUCGGAAGUGAAAGAUUCCUCCGGGGUCGAUUUACUGGUCACAAAGCUCGGGUUCAGGUCGAGUGGUCAGGCGAUAUACACCCCCAUCAUAGUCUUCAAAGGAGAGGGCGUUGAUCAUAAAAAAGAUCAGAAGAAAGAAAAUCUCACGGACCAUAUUAGAACAUGCGCAGCGGACACAACAAGAAAACACAAUCUUAGGAAGAUAUGGUGCAUCGGCGCUAAGGGGAGAUCGGUCUGUUUCUAUUACUUCGGCACCACUUCGGUUUCGUGGACGAUGAGGCCCCUUCGUGUUGACGACGAUAUGAUAGUGAGGAUUGGGAAAAUUGAUGACUCACAAGCCGCCCAGUACUUUGAUCUCAGCGAGUUUGCAAAGAUUAAUGCGGCUUUUACCUAUAUCGUCAAUGACCUUGCAUAG